UCUUAAAACCUCAAUCUGGCAACCCUGAGCAACAGCACGGUAAACAGCUGAAAAGCGACGGAGCUCUGCGUCGGGUUUACUGCUGAGACACAAGCACGAGUGAGAGCAGCAGCACAGGAUGAUAGCUGAAGUGUUUUCUCUCACAACACUCAAUACAUAUCUACAUCACAAUAGUUCAUAAGAGAACUCAAGACGGACCUGAGGGUGCAGUUUUGUUGUCCAAACUUAAGUUAUUAUAAACAGACGAUGAACGAUAUUAAAGUUGCUGUUCUUGGAGGAGAAGGAGUCGGGAAAUCAGCGCUCAUCGUACGAUUCCUAACCAGGAGAUUUAUCGGAGAGUACGCCUCAUCAUCAGAGUGUAUAUACAGAAAACGCAUGUCCGUUGAUGGAAGGCAGCUGAAUCUGGAACUUUACGACCCAUGUUCCCAGCCCUGUGAGGGAAAGUCCACUCUGAAUGAGCAGAUCCACUGGGCUGAUGGCUUUGUGGUGGUGUACGACAUCAGCGACCGCUCCUCUUUCAUCACUGCUACAGCUAUCGUGCACCUGAUCCGAGAGCUCAACCUGGGAGCAGCCAAAAGGGAGUCUGAGUCGGUGGUGUUCUUGGUGGGAAAUAAACAAGACCUGUGCCACAUGCGUGAGGUGGGCAAGGAGGAAGGUCAGAGGUUGGCGACAGAUGGACGCUGCCAGUUCUACGAGCUCUCCGCUGCCGAGUGCUACCAGGAGGUGGCACUCAUGUUCACAAAGUUGGUGCGCAACGCAAGUGUGAGCGGAAAAGCUAAAGAGCGCCGGCGCCGACCCAGCGGCUCUAAGUCCAUGGCUAAAUUGAUCAACAAUGUGUUCGGCAAGAGGCGGAAAUCAGUGUGAUCCGGUAACCAGAGGAAGAAGAGAUAUGCAUGGACACUUCCAGUGCCAUAAUCAUAAGAGAUGCACUUAGCUUCUUACUGGAGUAUAAAGAGGAUCAAAGAUCAACAUGGUUAUUUCUGCCUACUACAUGUGAUUAUCUAUAAAAAUGUCACAUCCGAAUGUUAGCAGUAGGGUGUUUUGGGUGACCAUUUUUGGUUGACAUUAUCCACUGUUUGCCAUAUAUGUCCCAACUGUGAACACUAAAAGUUUUAGUGUUGGACAAUACAUAAAAUUGGCAAAUACACCUUGCUGCAUUUCACGUAUGAGUAUGAGCAGACAUUUGAUCUGUAAACAAGUUGUGACCUUAGUAUUAUAAGGUUGAAGAGCUGUUUUGAACUAUAGGACAAAGUUUCUAGCUUUCUAGAAUUUCAAGUUUCUAGAGACAUUCUAGCAUAAAUUUAUAGUCUAUAAGUUUACAAGGCCUACAUUUUAAGGUAUAUACUAUUGCAGGUUUUUCAGGUCUUGAUGGUCAUGAUGGAUCCAGGGUCAAUCCAGGGAACACUGGGUAUGAGGAGGGACUACACCCUGAAUGGGACACCUGUCCAUUUUAGGGCACCAUGCACACACAAUCACACCAUGAUUCACAUCUAGGGACAUUUUAAGGUCACCCAUCCACCAACACCAUGUUUCCUGGUAGUCGAAGGAAACUGGAGAACCCAGAAUAAACCCACAUGGACACAGUGAGAACAUGCACAGAAACUCCACACAGACAGUAACCCGAGCUCAGGAUUCAACCAGGGGGUUAGGGUUAGAACAUAGAUAUAUAUUGGCCCUGGCCAUCUGUGUUUGUUCAUCUUGGAUGAUGAAUGGCUAGGAGAUAGAACCUUAUAAAAUGUUGAUCUGUGAGCUGGGAGGUAGGAAUUUUUUAUGUUUUCAAAUAUUCCAAAAAAAAUUAAAAAAAAAAAAAAAAAGAACAGUGGGAGAAUAAAGUAGUUUGACAUUUAUGUGGUUCACUCAUUUAACACCAAAAUUCCAACUCUAUGGAAUCUUAUAAUACUGAGGUCACAUGAUAUAGUCACACUGUUUAGAAAUGCUCUUUCCUUUAAAACUACCGCAUAUGCUAUGCCAUAAUGCCAGAAAUGACACAGAAACGUAGGCCACCUGUUAAGUUUUUGCUGUAAUUCCUCUCAUUGUCCUGUCUUGACAACUCAUUAACAUCAUGAAAAAUGGGCUAGGUUUUGUAGAAUGUAAACUUUUCAGAGUGGCGUUCUGUAAACGUCUCUAUAUGUUUGAAAUGCUGACCCCUUCAUAGAAUAAAGUGAAACAGCUUUCACCUUCGCUGCCCA
Messenger RNA from Ictalurus punctatus (channel catfish), 2189 nucleotides. It is a transcript of the gene rergla, whose product is annotated as RERG/RAS-like a. The record is from RefSeq and is a predicted model, not a curated record. Gene Ontology annotation, molecular function: GTPase activity; GTP binding. NCBI's taxonomy places the organism in Eukaryota, Metazoa, Chordata, Actinopteri, Siluriformes, Ictaluridae. The transcript is spliced from 5 exons. Bases 247 to 864 code for a protein of 205 amino acids.